UGAUGUCUUUUAUGGACUUCAAUAGAUUACGUGUUGCUGAAUCAAACAUUAACAAAACCUUUGAACCUGCAUUCAGUGGUACGCAACCAACCACCUUACCCAGCAAAGGAGUUUGUUUAUAUUCAUUUUGAUGACAUUUUACCACGGUUGUACAACGUAGAGUGAACCGCUCUCCAAGCCAACCUCGCUUUCCCUACCUUUUAUCUAGAACGUCAUACCGUUUGACUCAUUUCUAAAACUUUUCAACUCGGGUGGCGGUGGUGGAUCCGGGUAGAGACGUAACCUCCCCCUUAGCUUUAAGUGUGCGAUACAAAAUCAAUUGAUCAAUUUAAAUAUGCUCAAAGUCCUAAGUACAUAGGUGUUAUGACGGGUCUUAUGAGAUUUGUAUAUACAUGAAUGUACAUGAAGACCUGCUGCUGUAUAUACGACCUGUCAUCAUAACACCUGCUGAAACAGUCCGACAGAAACUUUCAUGAGCGCGGCCUUCCAACCAGAAAAUGUCAACCGAAGUUCAGGCUAAGCCUCCUAAUAUUUUGGUAUACACUGGGACCAAGGACACCCAGAUUGAACAGAGUAAGUUCAACCUGGUGAAAGAGGUGCUACAGCAAUGUCUUGGUCCUGACUAUUAUACUAUCUAUCAAUUAAAACAUGACCAAGUCCUCAGCCAGCCCUGGGCUGAGAAUACCGCGCUCCUUGUGGUAGCAACACCAGACGAGACAGGAGAUGCAGUCAGCCAAAAGUUUGAGCACUUUGUUCAUGAAGGCGGCCGGCUACUCAGCUUCUGUCCCCAUUUUAACAUGGGGCUACUGGUGGUCUUCGGAAAAUGGCGUCAAGGUAUAGUGUAUCACCCCCCGCAAGGUUCUGCAAAAGAAGUAGAUGUGUACGUCACUGGGCUAUGCUUCGCAAGUCCACUUCAGGUAGACAAGGUCUCCACCACCGUCAAAGUCAUCGGAACCACCAAGAAUGAAAACCGACCCCUGAUUGUUGACGCCUGCGUCGGGAGCCAUGAUGGAAGGGCCCUUCUGUCACAGGCACAUCUAGAGAUGAACCCAAGUGAUGACGAAGUGAGAGGUACGGAGAUGUUUACCCAGCUGAAGAAGUCCAACCCCCGAAGGUACGAGGUGCUGAAAGACCUUCUUACUACUCUGGGUCUGACCUGCUCAGGCGGCGAGGUGGCAGCUCUUACACCCUCUCACUUACUUGUUGUGGAUGACACUCUACAAAACACUGUUGUACAAGCCAUCUCAUCUCAUCUUGAUGAGAAGAGGGCUUUGAGGGGUGGGCAAGUGAGCCUCCUGUUUGUGGAACACCCAGAGGCUGCCACUGCAACACCAGAGGAACUACCAGUAUUCAUAGGAGGCGCUGUAGACAGUUUUAACUGGCAGGUGUACAGAGACAACCUGAAGACAAGAAUUUUGGGAAAGGUCGUCCUCUACACAGAGGUCCUACCAACGACAAUGACAGUUCUGGAUAGGUUGCCCAGUUGUGUUCCAGAGGACACGGGUCUCAUAGCGAUAGCUCACAGGCAAACCAGCGGCAGAGGUCGGGGUGGAAAUGUAUGGCUGAGUCCUGUUGGCUGCGCCAUGUUCACCCUCCAUGCAAGAAUUCCUCUCCAAUCCGAGCUUGGGAACAGGCUGAAGUUCAUCGGCCACAUCACUUCCCUGGCAGUUGUGGAAAGCGUCAGGACACUGCCCGGGUAUAAGGACAUUGACUUGCGUCUGAAGUGGCCAAAUGACAUCUAUUAUGGGGAGAGUAUGAAGAUUGGUGGGGUCAUGGUCACGUUCAACACUGAAGGCAACAUCUGCAGCGCGCUUAUUGGUUGUGGCUUCAAUGUGAGUAACAGCAACCCGACCAUCUGCAUCAAUGACCUGGUGAAACAACACAACAAACUGCACAACACAGACCUCCCCGACUUCACCACAGAGGAGCUCAUCGCACGGGCUGUAACCAUCAUUGAGGAGGUUGUGCAGGAGUUCCAAGAGAACGACAGUGAUACCUUCUUACAGAGAUACUACAACAGGUGGAUUCACAGUAAGCAAAGGGUCCACCUCGACAGUGAGAAUGGACCACUGGCGACUAUUGUGGGGCUGGACUACUCCGGGUUCCUGUCUGUGGUCAAGGAAGAUGGUGAGGAAGUUAGCGUGGAGCCAGACGGGAACAGCUUUGACAUGCUCAAGAACCUCAUCACCAAGAAGACUCGGCAGUAGAUCGACUUUCCAAAUGCUUUUAUGACCCCGUCCCCAUGAUAGAAAUUGAUCAUGCAUGUACGCAUGUAGUAGUAUCUAGUGAACCUUCAAGUAAACAGCUUCAAUCCACAUAACCACUACUAGAAUAGUCCGGACAUAGCAAGUAAAACUGUCAUAAAGAUUGAGAAUUCUAGAACAUUGCUGCCGAUGGCCGGAUAAAUUUUGGUUCAAGAAUGUAAUACUUUCUACUUCCAUAAUUAAAGACACGAACGUCAUUAGAAUGUCGCAAUACGCUGUAGGAAGGUUUUAGCUCUAGACAUCAGAUUAAGCGUCUAAACCGAUGUUGGCUAUAUUUUGUGUUAUGGCAAUGACGCUACUGCGCAAAACGUAACAGUGCGCCGCGCAUCACCUAGCAACCAUGUUGGAAGGUUUUGGCAAACACUACAAACAUACACAGCUGUUAAUUCAAGGUCAAACAAAGAGCAAGGGCAAUCCAAGUACUCCUUUGUGACCAAAGUUAAACGACAGAUCACAGACAUGUGUCUUUUGAAGAAGGAUGAUUUUGAUACAAUCUUAACGGUGGACAUUGUUGACUGCGAGGGAAAGACUGUCCGCUGCAGAAAGAGCUUGCUGUAUAGCCAGAGCGAGUUCUUCCGUGAGAAGUUUGUUGGGCAGGCAAUACAAGUAAUUGAGAAUUAAUUUAUCGAUUUGA
This is a messenger RNA of Branchiostoma floridae (Florida lancelet), 2898 nucleotides long. RefSeq names its product biotin--protein ligase-like. Gene Ontology annotation, biological process: protein modification process. Gene Ontology annotation, cellular component: cytoplasm. Gene Ontology annotation, molecular function: biotin--[biotin carboxyl-carrier protein] ligase activity. The record is from RefSeq and is a predicted model, not a curated record. NCBI's taxonomy places the organism in Eukaryota, Metazoa, Chordata, Leptocardii, Amphioxiformes, Branchiostomatidae.